Messenger RNA from Aethalodelphis obliquidens (Pacific white-sided dolphin), 2915 nucleotides. RefSeq names its product cyclin B1 interacting protein 1 (gene CCNB1IP1). The record is from RefSeq and is a predicted model, not a curated record. Gene Ontology annotation, cellular component: synaptonemal complex. NCBI's taxonomy places the organism in Eukaryota, Metazoa, Chordata, Mammalia, Artiodactyla, Delphinidae. Gene Ontology annotation, molecular function: ubiquitin protein ligase activity. Gene Ontology annotation, biological process: reciprocal meiotic recombination. Bases 1248 to 2081 code for a protein of 277 amino acids. The transcript is spliced from 4 exons.
CACUGAUGUGUAUAAAAUGGAUGACUAAUAAGAACCUGCUGUAUAAAAAAAUAAAUAAAAUAAAAUUCAAAUAAAAAGUAAAGAGGUGAAGAGGGAAGUGCCCAUCAUAAAGAGGGUGGGUCAGUCCCGAAAAUACAGGAAAAGGAGUGUCACAAGCAAAUGGCACCUGUGCCCAGUCUGGCACUCUUCAAGUGGGGGCACCUUGUCUAUUCGAUUUUAAGUAUCUUCAAUCCACUGGCCAUGUUAUUCCUAUGAUUAGUGUUAUGGCAUCAGGGUAUCAUCAGUGCCUUUUGUCACUGAACAGUUUAAUAAUUCCCUACAUGCCUCCCACAACAUUUCACAAUUCUGUGCUUCUUAUUAAAAUGUGAUAGGGAGACAAUAGACUGGUCAGCUUGAAAUAAAUAGUCUACACGGCAGUUACGGUGUUCACUGGAGAUUCUGAGAUGUAAGUUUACCCAUGUGAGAAAGAGCCACUCUCCAUGGGGGCUCUGAAUACACAAGCUGACAAAAAGAAAAAAAGAAUAUGCACAACCAAGUUUGAUGUGCAUACAUAUAUUAAAAGUAUAAAAGCAUGCAUGAGAAUGAUAAACACCAAAAUCUGGCUAGUUUACCUCUGAAGAGGUAAGAGGAAAGUGGAUUGAGGUGUACACAGGGGAAGCUUCAACUGUAUCUGUAAUUUGUUACCUCAUUAAAAAUAUCAAAUGUGAGAAAGUUUUGGGUUUACUAAAGCUGAGUGGUGGUCAUUCUCCAUACAUUUUUGAUAAGCUUGAUAUUUAAUAAUAAAAACCAAUAUUUUAAAGAGUUCUUUUUGGUCGAUGGGUCUCUGUAUCCCAGCCUUGAUUGAUUUCAGUGGUCUCAUCCCCAGGAGCACCUUAGAAAUGAGCCAUUGAAGGUUUUGUCUGUCAUGAGAGAACAGGACACGUGUUUUGCUGAAAGCCUGCUUUCAGUUUUAAGGUUUGUUGGAUUCGUUGGCAAAAUAACCACUUGUUUCACAUAAAUAAACAGCUUUAAUCAAUUCUUUAAUGAAAGGUGAUUAAACUUAAUUUUAAUAUACAGUCAUUAGAAGGAAAGGAAUAAGAAUAUUAGAGAAACAUAACAGGAUAUACAUCACCGAAUUGUGCCAACACCUACUUCCAGAUCCAAACAGCAGCUGGAAAGUCCCAAGUGACAGCAAUCUGGAGCCCCAAUUGGGAAGGGUCCCGGAUGGUGCAUCCACCCCACAGCAUCUGGAAACCUUAUUAUCUAUUAUGUCUUUGUGUGAAGACAUGCUGCUUUGUAACUAUCGCAAGUGUCGCAUCAAACUCUCUGGUUAUGCAUGGGUCACUGCCUGCUCUCAUAUAUUCUGUGAUCAGCAUGGCAGUGGUGAGUUUAGUCGUUCACCAGCUAUCUGCCCUGCCUGCAACAGUACUCUUUCUGGAAAGCUAGAUAUUGUCCGCACAGAACUCAGUCCAUCAGAGGAAUAUAAAGCCAUGGUAUUGGCGGGACUUCGACCAGAGAUUGUGUUGGACAUUAGCUCCCGAGCACUGGCCUUCUGGACGUAUCAGGUACACCAGGAGCGUCUCUAUCAAGAAUACAAUUUCAGCAAGGCUGAGGGCCAUCUGAAACAGUUGGAGAAGAUAUAUACUCAGCAAAUACAGAGCAAGGAUAUAGAAUUGACCUCUAUGAAAGGGGAGGUCACCUCCAUGAAGAAAGUGCUAGAAGAAUACAAGAAAAAGUUCACUGACAUCUCUGAGAAACUUAUGGAGAGAAAUCGCCAGUAUCAAAAGCUCCAAGGCCUCUAUGAUAGCCUUAGGCUACGAAAUAUCACUAUUGCUAACCAAGAUGGUACCCUUGAACCAUCUAUGAUUGCACAGUCUGGUGUUUUUGGCUUCCCAUUAGGGAACAACUCCAGGUUUCCUUUGGACAGUACACCAGUUCGAAAUCGGGGUGGUGGAGAUGGAGAUUUUCAGUUCAGACCAUUUUUUGUGGGUUCUCCCACAGCACCUGAACCCACCAACAGCUUUUUUAGUUUUGCCUCCCCAAGUAAUGAAUUAGAGCAGCAGCAAGUCUCUAGCAGGGCCUUUAAAGUAAAAAGAAUUUAGUUCACCUUACAGAAUGUUUCUCUGUUUACUUUCAGUGAUUUCAUUUAGUAAAUAAUCUUUGUUUUAGAUAGGAGUCACCACCCUCUCUGUGUUUGUAUUGAGUCUUCGAAGUUGUCUUCACAUUUUCAACUUAUAAGAGAUUCAGUGGCAGCGGUGGGUGGCUUUAGAAUCAGGUUUCCUUUUCUGUUUCUAUUCUUUAAGGUGUAAGCGUUUUAUUAAACUCAAUUUUAGGGUGAACUGUUGAGUUUUCACUGGUAGUGAAAAGCUUACAGUAUUAUUGGGUGUUUUGUAGAUCACCAUUUGUUUCUGUCUGGGGUAUUUCUGAAUAGGCCAUGUUUUUAAACAUACUAUAUAAGCACCUAUGUUAUAUGGCUACAUGUCACUUUGGGUUCUGGUAUUUAUACAUACAUGUAUAUGUAUGUUCCUUUACAUUGUUUUUUUGCUGCAUUUGGCAGUAUGUUUAUGUGAAGAUUUUGGUUUCAGGAAAUAGUGAGUGAGCCUGUAGCUUGUUACUUGGGUGUGUACAUUUAUUUGUAUAUAUUUAAUGUAUUUGCCCUUGUAUUAACUUGUUUGGAGGUGUGCUUAUGUCAGUGAAUGAAGGUACAAUUUGAUGCAUGUAUGUUUAGUUCCUAUUUCUAUUUAAAAAUAAUUCACAUUGAUAAAGUUAUUUUGUAAAGUUGACUUUUUGGCAUUUAUUUUAGAAUAAAAUUACUUUCUUUACCCUUUUGCUAGCUGUUGCCCUGGGUCUACUUAUUUAGAAAUGCACUUCUACUGCAGAAAACUUACCAAUGUGUUGUUGAUCUCAAGAGAUUAUACUAAUUAAAAUACUUUUAA